Apis dorsata (giant honeybee) is the source of this 3135-nucleotide messenger RNA. RefSeq names its product high affinity cGMP-specific 3',5'-cyclic phosphodiesterase 9A (gene Pde9). NCBI's taxonomy places the organism in Eukaryota, Metazoa, Arthropoda, Insecta, Hymenoptera, Apidae. Gene Ontology annotation, molecular function: 3',5'-cyclic-GMP phosphodiesterase activity. Gene Ontology annotation, biological process: cGMP catabolic process. The coding region runs from base 961 to 3066 and encodes 701 amino acids. The record is from RefSeq and is a predicted model, not a curated record. The transcript has 12 exons.
GGGUCAAAAUAUAUUCAGUAUAUUCUAAACAAGCGCGCGACGUGCUUACACGUCUUGUUCGUGCGCGCGAAUUCGUGUCUCGUUGGACGAAACGCUGAAAUUUCAACGGUGACUUUGUAUCAGUGUUACGAUUAAUACAUAAUAACAUAAAAUCAGUGCGUACGGAAUUAUUUCGAAAUGAGUUCAUGAUCUCUUGAUAAAUUGAACGGUUUUCGUGUGUUAAUUCGGAAGAGAAACAACGCGGCAGAAGAUACGAGAGGAAAGACUGCCAACUAGGUGGACUGCCCACGCGACAUUGAACAUCGAAGAGAAGGCAAAAAACAUCGUUCCAUUCGAAGUACAUACAUUGAUAGUUGACAUUUUUGUAAGAAAGAUCGCGAAAGGAGCGGGGAAAGCAUGGCCUUCGAUUCGACGGGAAAUCAAAUUGUACGCGUCGUCUGAGAUUCCGGCCCAAGCAUUCCCACGAAAAAGGUAUUAGUUCCUCGAACCGCGUUGUUGGUUUGCCUUCAAAGUUGUUCGAGUGGCGAACAAAGAGGAGGAAGAGGAGAACGAAGCGGACGACGAGCAAACAAAAAGGGAAGAAUCUUGCCAAUUACUGCCGCUCUGAAAUAAGAAUGGACCAUGAAGGAGCGCAGCGUGAGCUGGUAGUAGACGAGCGGUCGUCCUCUCGGUUGGCGGCUGGACGGUCAUCGACGGGAUCCUGCAACGCUGAAUCGUUCACCCUGCGGGUGUUGGCCACGGCAGGUACGAAGUCGACAGGUGCAAUAAUCGGGGGUGACCCGGUUGUUGCCGCCGGGGCGGCGAUGCGACGAUGAGCUCGCUGAGGAUACCGCUAUCUCUCCACACCCGACCAGAGCCCCGAGUAAUAAUAGGAAGGCGGCCGGGUCGGCUCGCGAGUCGUCGCAAGGUCGAGCACAGAGGAGCGGAAGCCGGUUCAAGGCCGAUAUUAGUCGCUUGGCCAUGGACCUCGAGGCGAGGAACGGGACCGGUGGUAACGAAGAGGAAUACACGAAUAUUUAUUUCAUGGUUGGGAAUCGCAGGGAGACGGCCACCUACAAAGCGGAUCAGGUCACGGACAUGGAGCUUAAGGAACUCUUUAGGAACGCAGCAGAGGCUGGACCUCUGGACAUCGUGAAGCUUUGCAAAGGGGACAAACUGUUGAACAUUUCGACUAAUUUGCCGGCGAACACACCCGAUUCUCCCUAUGUCCUUCAGAUCGUCGGAGCUCAUCCGGCCUCGUCGGGGGUGAUCGAGGCGGAAGUGCUGUGGGCUCUCGAGAGACGCGUGGCGGCCUUGGAACGGCAACUUCGGGAGCAUCAAGAAGCUCUUUACGCAUCGCCUUCGUUCGCUCUUCGUGAACUGAAGCGGCAGGUCGACAGUUUCAAGAACAAGUUGGAGCACAACGACCAACUCAGUUGGCUGAGUUUCUACAAACAGCUUCCAGAGCCUCUCUACGCGGAUUCCUGCCGCAGAUUGCAGUAUCGGCGGAAGAGCGACAGCAUGAAGCGGAAGGUGCGAGAAAAGUUCCUCAAUAUCUGCGACGUAUCGAUAUCGUCGAGCGUUCGGGAGUGGCUACGUUCACCGGCUUUCGAUGCCCGGCAAUGGGAGGACGAAGAACUUCUCCUUAUGCUGCAAACCAUGUUCGUCGAGCUGGACCUACCUCAAAAGUUUAACAUUCCUUUACCAAUCCUGAGGAAUUUCCUCUACGAAGUUUACAACAAUUAUAACGAAGUGCCGUUUCAUAACUUCAGGCACUGUUUCUGCGUGGCGCAAAUGAUGUACGCGAUAUCUUGGGCGGUGGAUCUACCGUCACGAAUCGGUGAUCUGGAGGUUUUUAUAUUGAUCGUCUCCUGCAUCUGCCACGACUUGGAUCAUCCAGGAUACAACAACAUUUAUCAGAUAAACGCCCGUACCGAGUUGGCGCUCCGUUACAACGAUAUUUCGCCACUGGAGAAUCAUCAUUGCUCCGUCGCGUUUCGCGUCCUCGAAGCCCCGGAAUGCAACAUACUGGCGUCGUUGGACAAUCCGACGUAUAGGGUGGUACGCGAAGGUAUCAUCAGAUGUAUUCUUGCCACGGACAUGGCCAGACACAACGAGAUUCUCGGCCAAUUCACCGACAUCAUCCCGGAAUUCGAUUAUUCGAGCAAGGCUCAUAUCAAUCUUUUGUCGAUGAUUCUCAUCAAAGUGGCGGACAUCAGCAACGAAGCUCGGCCUAUGGAAGUCGCGGAACCGUGGUUGGACAGGCUACUCCAGGAAUUCUUCAAGCAGAGCGACGCAGAGAAGCUGGAAGGGUUACCGGUUACACCGUUCAUGGAUCGCGACAAAGUGACCAAACCCUCGUCCCAAGUGAGCUUCAUCGGUCUCGUCUUGCUCCCUCUUUUCGAGGCCCUGGGGGAACUGUUUGGCAAGUCGCACGCAAGCCUGAAAACGGUCAAGGAUCGCAAGAGUUUGGACAUGGAGUUCGCGGAGAUCGACGUGCGCACGAAGAAGCAGCAAGAACACCACAAUCGUCACCACCAUCGCCAUCACCACCACCACCUCCACCACCACCACCAUCAGCCGGAGAUAAUCGUGAAGGGGGUCGAGUAUGGGUCGAGAGAGGUCGUGGAAAGCGAGGACGUGGAAAGCAAGGUGGAGAUCAGAAGAAGCUCGGCGAGUAUGGAGGAUAUAUCGAAGAUGGCGAAGCAGGCGGAGAGCGCGAUGCUCGGUUCGUUGGAGCCAAAGAAAGCGAGCGAGGAGCGUCCCCACGCGGGCAGUUUGGACUCGAUGCUGUACAAGGAUUCGUCGAAAUCUGGAAAGAAGGCCGCGUGCUCCUCGCCGACUACCGCGUCGAAAAAAUCUUCCCCCGGCCUGUUGUCGCGGUUCAAGUCCGGGAUGAGCAUGGACAGCACGAGGAGCAACAGCAACAGCGACUCGUUGCACGACCAGAGCUCGCAAUCCCCGAGCGGUUGGAUCUCCUCGUUGACGGCGAGCUUCCGGCCGAAGAGGCAGCAGGUGGCCUCGGAACCGCCACCCUUCUCGUCCUCCCAUCCCCCCCGUUCGCCGAGUCGAGAGGAGAUCAAGUGAUACGGUCUACGAUUGGUCGAGGACUCAUCCGAGAAACAAUUGUCGGGCCUGCACAGGUGGCUGGCCGAG